Messenger RNA from Peromyscus maniculatus bairdii (prairie deer mouse), 1957 nucleotides. RefSeq names its product hypocretin receptor 2 (gene Hcrtr2). Lineage: Eukaryota; Metazoa; Chordata; Mammalia; Rodentia; Cricetidae. Gene Ontology annotation, molecular function: orexin receptor activity. The record is from RefSeq and is a predicted model, not a curated record. Gene Ontology annotation, biological process: G protein-coupled receptor signaling pathway; circadian sleep/wake cycle process; feeding behavior. Gene Ontology annotation, cellular component: plasma membrane.
AGCUGAGGUCAAGGUAAAUCUCUGCUCCCAGUCAUUGCUGCAGCCUUCCCCCUUCCCUUUCCCUAGCUCCUCAGCAGCUUCUCCUGGUGCAAAUCCCCUGCAAAGACACUGAAGCGGCCGCCGAAGUUGCCAGGCGCAGGACUCCGGAGGCAUUGGCUCAGGAACUUUUCACGUCAUUCCCGGCUCCGGAGCCCCUAGUCGCGGCGGCGCAGCCUUUCCCACCGCGGAUCCCCGGUGCUCAUGGGGCAGGCAGAGACAAGCUUGCAGCACUGAGCCCAACAGGACCAGUCCGUGAUGUCCAGCACUAAAUUGGAGGAUUCCCUCUCUCGUCGCAACUGGUCAUCUGCUUCGGAGCUGAAUGAAACUCAAGAGCCGUUUUUAAACCCCACGGACUAUGACGACGAGGAAUUCCUGCGGUACCUGUGGAGGGAAUACCUACACCCGAAAGAAUAUGAGUGGGUCCUGAUCGCAGGGUAUAUUAUCGUGUUCGUUGUGGCUCUCAUCGGGAACGUCCUGGUCUGUGUGGCAGUGUGGAAGAACCACCACAUGAGGACAGUCACCAACUACUUCAUAGUCAACCUUUCCCUGGCAGACGUGCUCGUGACCAUCACCUGCCUUCCAGCCACUCUAGUUGUUGACAUCACUGAGACCUGGUUCUUUGGACAGUCCCUCUGUAAGGUCAUUCCUUAUUUACAGACGGUGUCAGUGUCUGUGUCUGUUCUUACACUGAGCUGCAUUGCCUUGGACCGAUGGUACGCAAUUUGUCACCCUUUGAUGUUCAAGAGCACAGCCAAGCGGGCUCGGAACAGUAUCGUCAUCAUCUGGAUUGUCUCCUGCAUCAUUAUGAUUCCUCAAGCCAUUGUCAUGGAGUGCAGCAGCAUGCUCCCUGGCUUAGCCAAUAAAACCACCCUCUUUACAGUAUGUGACGAGCACUGGGGCGGUGACGUCUACCCAAAGAUGUACCACAUCUGUUUCUUUCUGGUGACGUACAUGGCACCUCUGUGUCUUAUGGUGUUGGCUUAUCUGCAAAUAUUUCGUAAACUCUGGUGCCGACAGAUUCCAGGAACUUCUUCUGUGGUUCAGAGAAAAUGGAAGCAGCCUCAGCAGCCGGUGUCUCAGCCCCGAGGGUCCGGACAGCAGAGCAAGGCCCGGAUUAGCGCUGUGGCUGCUGAGAUAAAGCAGAUCCGAGCGCGAAGGAAAACAGCCCGGAUGCUCAUGGUUGUACUUCUGGUCUUUGCAAUUUGCUAUCUACCAAUCAGCAUCCUCAAUGUGCUAAAGAGAGUAUUUGGGAUGUUCACACACACUGAAGACAGAGAAACUGUCUACGCCUGGUUCACAUUUUCUCAUUGGCUUGUAUAUGCCAAUAGUGCGGCGAACCCCAUCAUUUAUAAUUUUCUUAGUGGAAAAUUUCGCGAGGAAUUUAAAGCUGCCUUUUCUUGUUGUCUCGGGGUUCAUCAUCGCCAAGGAGAUCGUCUCGCCAGGGGACGCACAAGCACAGAGAGCAGGAAGUCCCUGACCACACAGAUCAGCAAUUUUGAUAAUGUAUCAAAACUCUCAGAGCACGUGGUGCUUACCAGCAUAAGCACACUCCCAGCAGCCAACGGGGCAGGACCGCUUCAAAACUGGUAUCGACAACAGGGAGUAGCAUCUUCACUACUGUCGGCCUGGCUGGAGGUCUGAGAGAAGAGGCUGAGUGUCCAUGUGGAACCUCACCCAUGUCAUCUCAAAGAGAGAAUGCUUUACAGAACAGUUGCCACUGUGUUCUUAGUGUUGGUUAAAGAAGAUGGACCUUAAGGCACUUGCGCGCUUUAUAAGUGACCUGGAUGACUUGAGAUUUUAAAACGUCCCAGUUAUCAAUUUAAUUUACUAAAGUUUCUGUUUUAUGGAAGCAGUUCAUUUUCAAGAAUAACUAUUGCCUGGAAGAAAACUGAUGAAUAAAACUGAUACAUAAAUGAAA